Messenger RNA from Scutellospora calospora, 459 nucleotides. The record is from the annotation of a GenBank genome assembly. NCBI's taxonomy places the organism in Eukaryota, Fungi, Glomeromycota, Glomeromycetes, Diversisporales, Gigasporaceae.
AUGGCCAAAUUAUCUUUAAUCCUUUCCAUCGCUUUGGUUCUUAUUGCCAUCACCUUUACUUUAGCCAUGCCUAUGCCCGGUAAAAGUGGUAAAGGUAGUGAAGGUAAAAGUAGUAAAGGUAGUGAAGCAAGGUAUGGAAAUAAUGUAGGCAACAACUACAACAACAACAAAAACAACAACUACAACAACAACUACAACAACAACAAAAACAACAACAAAACAACAACAAAAACAACAACAAAAACGACAACUUCAAUAACAACUUCAAUAACAACUUCAAUAACAAUGGCAACAACAACGGCAACAACAACGGCAACAACAACGGCAACAACAACGGCAACAACAACUUCAACAACAACGGCAACAACAACUUCAACAACAACGGCAACAACAACGCCAACAACAACGGCAACAACAACGCCAACAACAACGGCAACAACAACGCCAACAACAACAUGA